AUGACGCAUGCUUACGAUGAAUCACAUCAAGCAUUUAUUAAACAUAUCACGCGUGAAGCACUGGAAUAUGGAAAGCUAAUAUCCAUUAGUCUUGUUGAAGAAAUGAACAAAGAAUCUAUUUUGAGCGAUGCUUAUUUUAACCAUGUUUUUGAUCUAAAUGAUAAAAAUUUAACGUAUAUAACAUUUGAUUUUCAUGAAUACUGUAAAGGAUUACGUUUUGACAAUGUUAUUACAUUAUUAGAUUUAUUAGAAGAAAAAAAUAUUCUUAGAGAAAUGAAAUUCUGUUGGAUAACUAAAAAUGAGAUGGUGAGUGAACAAAGUAGUAUAUUUCGUAUCAAUUGUGUUGACUGUCUCGAUCGAACAAACGUUGUACAAGCAGCUAUAUCCAAAACAAUUAUUGAAAUCAUGUUACGUAAAAUUGCUUUGUGCGAUGUUGAAAUUGAUCGAGGUCUUGAAGAACAUACACGAACAUUAUUUCAAACAUUAUGGGCGGAUAAUGGUGAUGCAAUUAGUCGACAAUAUGCCGGAACUGAUGCCAUGAAAGGCGAUUUCACUCGUACAGGUCGUCGUGAUUUCAAAGGCGUAUUUCAAGAUGGCAAAAUAUCAGCGAACAGAUAUUAUCGUCGUUUCAAAAAAGAUACCGUGCGUCAAAAAUGUUACGAUGCCAUGCAAAAUGUCCAAGCACCAAAACCACUAAUGAUAUCACCAAAUUCCAAUAGACAAUUAGAUCUAGUUGAAACUGAAUUAUCAUCCUCAAAUACACUGAUUGAUAAUAUGAUUGAUGAAGAAAAAACUAUCAAUGAGGAAACACAAUUAGCAAAGAAUGUUAGUGAAGAAACGUUUCGUCAGCUGAUGCUUGAUUGUCGAAAAAUGUUUGUACCAGAAACGGAAGAUUGUUUUGGUACAUGGUUAUUAAUCGAUGACAGUGAUAAUGGUGGAUCCAUCGAACAAACUGAACCAGAUUCUGUACUUGUUCUAACAUCAUUACGUUAUUUUAUUGUAUGUUAUGAUGAAACAUUCCAAAAAGUUGUAACUUUCAAAGAAACACCAUUAGAAAGUAUUGAAAGAGUAGAAGUUGAUAAUCAUUCGGGUGGUUAUUAUCACGCAUUUCGUGGUACAUACGUACAAGUAUUUAAUACAUCUGUUUUAAUUGUAAAUAAUACUGACGAAAUUAAUGAUUAUAUCAAAACGAUUGCUCAAAUGAUAACAUCAAUAACAAACUUUUUUGCUAAAAAAACACUCAAUGUACUCAAUAAAACAUUAGACAAAGUCGAUAGUUUACCAAACGAGAUUGAACAAUUUCAGAAGAGAAUGAGUUUUUCAGCAACAGAAAUUUCACCCACUGUUAACAAAGUACCGGUUACAAUGGACAAGAUCAAAAAUAUUGGAAUGAAAUUAACAAAUUUUGCUAAACGAACACCAGCUGCUUUUAGCAAAUUAACGACAGGAGCGAAACAAAUGUCAAACGAAACGAUAUCAACAUUAUCACAAGCAAUUGUUGAAACAGCACUUGUCCUUCCUGUUCGAGGAAAAUCUCCGUCACCAUCCGUACUUCGUCGAUCUCGUACACCAACUCCCGUCGCCGAACAUCUAGCAAGACCCAGUAAGGAUGAUCGCAGUCCCGUUGUUGUUUUUCGUCAUGUAUCAAGUGAAUCUCAGCUACAAAUAUUGAAACCAGAAGUUGAAAACGUACUCAUAGCACCGACACCUGUUACUGACGCAUUGUCACAAACAGCCAAACAAAGACUAAUUGAUAAAAUGAACGAACGUUAUAAACGAUUGAAAACUACGAAUAAUGAAACAAAAUGUAUUUUUCUACUAAGUCCAGACAUUCGACUAAAUAACGAAAAUUAA
Molecule: messenger RNA, 1854 nt
Organism: Didymodactylos carnosus
Lineage: Eukaryota; Metazoa; Rotifera; Eurotatoria; Philodinida; Philodinidae
Source: the annotation of a GenBank genome assembly